CUGGCAGUACCAAUCGUACUCGUCUCAACGAGUCAACGUGCGUAUGGGUACCUCCGAUCCAUCCGUGGAGAUGGCGGCGUCCAAGCCUUGCGUCCUCGUCGUGCCCUUCCCCGCGCAGGGCCACACGGUGGCGCUCCUCGACCUGGCGGCCCUGCUGGCCGCGCGCGGGCUCCGCCUCACCGUCGUCACCACACCCGCCAAUGCCUACCUGCUCUCGCCUCUCCUCGCCGCUCACCCCGACAUGGUCCGGCCCCUCACGCUCCCCUUCCCCUCCCACCCUUCUCUCCCCGCGGGCCUCGAGAGCUUCCAGGACUGCCCUCCCACCUACGCCGCCGUCUUCGUCCACGCUCUCGCCGCCCUCCACCACCCCAUCCUCGCGUGGGCCAAGUCGCACCCCGUCGCCGCCAUCCUGUCCGAUUUCUUCUGCGGGUGGACGCAGCCUCUCGCUGCCGAGCUUGGCGUCCCGAGGCUGGUCUUCACGCCUUCCGGCGUCCUCGGCACCGCCGUCCCGCAUUCGCUCUUCCGCCGACUCGUCAAGCAGCGACCGUCAGACGCCGACCACGUCGUUGCCUUCCCGGAUAUUCCUGGCGAGCCGGUGUAUCAGUGGAAGGAGCUCUCCAUCAUGUACAGGAUGUACGCCGAAGGCCUCGUGGAUGAAGAGUUCGGCGAGGCAGUGAGGCGGAACUAUCUCUGGAACCUCGAGAGCUGGGGAUUCGUGUCCAACACGUUCCGUGCCCUCGAGGGGAGGUACCUGGACACGCCGCUCGGUGACCUGGGGUCAAGGCGCGUGUGGGCGGUGGGACCGGUCGCGCCGGAGGCAGACGCCGCCGGCCAGCGCGGCGGGGAGGCGGCCGGCGAUCUCAGCGCGUGGCUGGACGUGUUCCCGGAAGGUUCAGUCCUGUACGUGAGCUUCGGCAGCCUGGUGGUGCUGACCCAGCCAGCGGCCGCGGCGCUAGCCGAAGCGCUGGAGCGGAGCACCGUCCCGUUCGUGUGGGUGGUGGGCGCCGGGAAGGACGGCGGCUUGGUCCCACAAGGUUUCGAGGAGCGCGUGGCGGCGGCGGGGCGCGGGGUGGUAGUUCACGGGUGGGCGCCCCAGGUGGCGACGCUGCGGCACGCGGCGGUGGGGUGGUUCAUGACGCACUGCGGGUGGAACUCGGUGCUGGAGGCGGUGGCUGCGGGGGUGCCCAUGCUGGCGUGGCCGAUGACGGCCGACCAGUUCGUGAACGCGCGGCUGCUCGCGGAGGAAGCGGGCGUCGCCGUGCGCGCGUGCGCGGGCGGGAUCGGCGUCUGCCCGGACGCGGGCGAGCUCGCGGCCGUACUGGCGGAUGCUGCCGGGGAGGGAGGGCGCGGAGUGCGCGCACGUGCCAAGGAGCUGGCGGCGGAAGCGGCGGCCGCGGUGAUGGAAGGUGGGAGCUCGCGCCUGGACUUGGAGCGGUUGGUUCAAGAGAUUCCGAAGCUUUGAAUCCACGUGCACCAAUCUGUUGUUGAGCGCUGGCUCUGAGACUACCCAUAGUGGAAGUAACAUAGGUGGUAACAUCAUACUUAUCUAGGCAAAAGAGAUGAUGUGGCAUAUAAUUAAUGAAAAAAAGA
This is a messenger RNA of Triticum urartu, 1590 nucleotides long. RefSeq names its product UDP-glycosyltransferase 89B2-like. The record is from RefSeq and is a predicted model, not a curated record. Gene Ontology annotation, molecular function: UDP-glucosyltransferase activity. NCBI's taxonomy places the organism in Eukaryota, Viridiplantae, Streptophyta, Magnoliopsida, Poales, Poaceae.